AUGACCCUCUUUAACCCGACCUCGAUCUUGGUGGGCUUCCUCCUGCUCUACCUGUCGUCCUUUUUCGUCUUCGCCAUCGUGCGCAUUGCGACCGGAAUUUCAAUUCAACGCAUCGGUUAUUUUUCCCUCCGACGCAUCGCCUAUGCUCCGCGAGAAGGCCUCCUGAUCGAAAUCCGCGGCCUCGGUUUCUCCUUGCACCCACCGUCUUUCGCCCAGCCGACAUGGAUCAGCAUUCGAUUGACCGACCUGAAGAUCACCCUUGACACGGCGACUCUGGCCAGAGGGAAAACCGACCCGACUCGAGAACAACUGGGUCCGGCCAGCCCUGGAGGUCCGAAAGAAGACAAUGCGACCUCCGACUCGUCCACCCCACGGAGCAAAACAUGGAGGACCCUGACCCGGGUGAAGGAGCGCCUCAAGAGGCUUCAUCGGCAGAUCAAUUGGUUAGCUCUGGUAGAUGUCACGGCAGUCAACACCGCAGUGCAUUUUCUCGAGGCUGGUCAGGUUCAGGUUGGAUUGCUAUCGCUGGCCGUGGAUACCCGGAGUAAGAUGGUGGAGCGGGGCAAGCUAUUUCGCCGCAAGAAGGAUAUGUCUCGAGAGCAGCGACCGGCAGAAUGGAUUAUGAAUGUACAAAAUGUUCUGCUUGCAGUGGAGGGUCGGGAGCCAGUCGAGGUAUUGGACAAUGUCGGCGUGAACCUCCACGGUUUACUCUAUAAGGACUUGGAAGGACUUCGAGAUGCGUCUGUGGCGCUAAAAAUUGGACGGCUACAUAUCCCUUACGACGACUUCAAUACUCUCCUGAAGCGUAUCAAGUCGGCCCAGAAAUUAGCCGCAACCAAGGAGCCCUUACCAACCGAGACCGACGACGAGAUGUCAUUCGCAGAUUUCGUGGAGGAAUUGGACAAGCCCGGGAGCAGAGAUAACUCGAUUGUGCAGACUGUCGCAGAUUCCAAAGAGUUUGCCAGCUCUCUUCUGCGUGGUAUCCAAGAGAUUCAAGUUGCCCUCAGUUUCUUCCGACUCUCGCGAGGUCUUCAAUCCCUGUCCGGCCAAGAUCAUCCCGUCUUUCUCAAUGUCGUUUCCCACGAACUUGGCAUUGACCUCCACCGCAUGGAUCAGAAGAGCCCUGAGCAUCGCAUGUACUUCCAACGAAAUGACGUUGCCCAUCAGGCUUUACUGGCAGCCAUCUCCCUGUCGGUUAGCUUAGAUGACGACUCGGGCGAGACGAACAAUAUUCUCUACGUUCCCAUGGCUACAACGACAAUCAAGACUACUUUGCCUUCAAAGACAGUCAGCGCCUUCGAUGAACAGAAUAUGGAAGAACGAAACCUCAACGUCCUUUUCGCUAAUUUGGUCAUCACAUCUCCGUCGCUGGACCUGCAACCAAAGCAUGUUUCUCGUCUUUUGAAAUUGGCCCAAGCCCGAGCAUCAUCUCCUCGUGUGAAGAAACGAAGCAACCACCAAUUGAUCUCUCGUUCUCUUCCCAAGGCGAGCAUCAAGUUAUCUGUUCAUGAGCCUGUGAUUCGAUUUGUCCUCCCCAUUGAAAAGGAGUCUGGCACUCCCGAUGACUACAACCUCUUAAUUUCGUCUAUCUCGUCUAUCUCGCUCGAUGUCGAAUCCGUGCAUUCUGCCGAAGGUGGUGCACACUACUCACUAUCAUCCGUUUAUCGCGUUGCAUCCCAUAAAUUUUACUACCAAACACCCGCCGGAAGCAAACACAACCUCCUUACUACAGAAAACUUGGAGCUCAAAGCGCACCUCAACGCAAGCCCAGAGGUUUGCGUCAUUGCAUCGGGAAGUAUCAACGAUUGCUCUGUACAUAUGAUCAACGGCGAAGUCAACCGAGGAAUUCGCCAGGUCCUUGAAGAGUUCCGCACCCACCUUCAAUCGCAGAAGCGAGUUCCGAUGCAUUUCAAUGAGCGCAGAAUCAGCCCACUGAGAAAAGUCCCACCAUGGCUUUUGUCAUUCUCAUUUGAAUCAACGGGGCUUAGCUUGGAGGUUGCAGGGGUUGACACCCCGGUAUCUGAGAUCUCUCGCGGUGUAUCGCUGCAAUUGCAAUCUUGGUCGGCCGAGUACAAGGCCCAGAAAACCGAGCAUGCAGUGGGCAGCAUUGCCAGACGUCGUACCUCGAGCCAUUCUAUCAUUGGUGACGAAUCACCGUUUAGGUUCCAGCCAACAUCCCCUCCAAAGAGCACACAACGCGGUGCAGCAGAUGGUCGGCGCCUUGCCUUUCAUGUGCGCGGGUUCGAUGGGUUCGUCAUUGAAUCGGAUGAUUAUCUUGAGCCCGAACCGUUUUUCUCUCUUCCGCGAUUCGAGAUCGCGCUUAGCACACACAGCGACCGCCUUGGGCCUGUUGUCCAUAUCAACUCCGUUUUCAAAGGCAUCUAUCUCCAAUAUUCCCUCUACCGCUUUUACUGCUUAGGCGUGGCGGUUUCGGUGAUACAAGAUGUUUUCUCCCCAUUGCCAUCAAAGGAAUCUGGGCAUACCCAAGGGAAAACGAGAGGAGCUCCAAGCAUAUCUCUGCCACCUCCCCCUUCAAACCCAUCGCCUGGAAAGGGUGAGCUGAUUACUGUCGAUUUCAAAGCCACUGUCGUACAGCUCAAAGCGAACCUGCCCAAUGACCCGUCCAUGAUGCUUCAGAUUUACGGGCUCGCAGGUGGCUCCCAGCGACUUUCAACUCCUUAUGUCAAGGCAAAUCUUGUUCGCAUCCAUGCGGAAGCACCUAAACUCAAGGGUGUUUGGGCAAGGAUUGGUAGUAUGAACAACGUCCGGCUAGACUUCCGCAAGAUGAGAAUGAAGCAGGGUGGAAAACUCACGGAGGAGAGAUCUAUUGAUCUGUGGGCGGAUUUCAUUAGGAUAGGUGUUCCUCACCACAUGGUGAUGCAUCGCAUCUUUGACAACUUGAUCAACACUUCGAAGGCAUUUAAGCAGCUUCGGCAUCGCUUCAAAAAUCGCUGCAAAGAAUUUGUGUCCACUCGAGAGCCUGAAGAGCCCAAAAAGGUACCCAGGAUAUCGCUCCGCAGCAAAGCUUUACUGUUUGAGUUGGAAGACGAUGCCUUCGAAUGGAAACUAGGCUGCAUCUACCGUACUGGCCUAAUUGAACAGACCCAGCGUCUUGCUCGCGAAGAGGCUUUCUAUCUGAAAAGCCAGAAACUCAAGGAUUCUGAUCAGAAGCGCGCUUCUUCAAGGCUCAGAGCCAAGUCAAGCAGCCGGACCCUGCGAAGUGAACGAACUAGCCAAGAUACUCGCAGAAGCAGAAGUGCCGAGCCACGCCCAAGAAAGGAAGACAACAGCCGUGGCGGCCGAGGCCGCAAAUUCCGAUAUGACACGGAGGGCGCCACCUGUUUAUCCUCGGAAUACAAAAUAACCCCCGACGCGGCCUGGGAGCGACUACAGCAACACAAUGCCCAGAUCUGGAAGGAAAAGAUCGAUGCGGCGCUCAAGUUUCAAGGCACGUCUAUCAAAGAAGUUCGCAAUCUCUUCUCUGGUGCAGACGAACCGCCAGAUGAUGUGAAAGAGACAGAGACUAUUCUUGCUAUUCCAAAUAGACCGGGUCUCAUGUCCGCAUUGAUCAGCGAUGUGAAUCUUGUAAUCGACAAACCUACGUUCCCAACCGAAGACAUCCCCGCUUUCCUUCACAAAAUCGGCAAAGGAAUGCCCAUGGACAUGAAAUAUGGCCUACUCCUCCCGAUGAGUUUCAAUUUGGAAAUGGGCGAAGCACGCGUCAACCUGCGAGACUAUCCACUUGAUUUGAUACAUAUUCCUGCCCUUCGCCCUGGGCAAUCUCCAAGGCUUCCAAGUUGGUCUUUGCGGACAAAUUUCGUGAUCGCCGAAGAGUUCCGAAACCAUGAAUCUGCUCGACAGGUUGAUGUUGAGCUUGUUCCCAAGGCUGAACUGCCUAACGGUGUUCACAGUGAUCCUUUCCAUAUCAAGGUUUGGCGGUCGGUUACUCCAGUCAAAACGUACUCAGAACCCACUGUCGAGAUCAAUACGAGCCUGCCAACAAGUAUUUCUUGGGGCGUUUCAUACCAGCCAGUCAUUCAGGACAUGAUGAAGAUCAUUGAAGGGUUCACCAAGCCUGAGGUCGAUCCUUCUGAGCGGGUCGGUUUCUGGGAUAAGAUUCGAUUGAGUUUCCAUUCCCGGAUACGAGUGCUAUGGAAGGAAGAUGGUGACGUUCACCUGCGCCUGAAAGGCUCUCGAGAUCCUUACGUGGUAACUGGAUUUGGAAGCGGGUUUGUUAUGUGCUGGCGAAGGGAUGUCAAAUUUGAGAUCCAUUCCAGCGAUGACCCCAUGGAGUUUAUGAGUGUCACCAGUGGCGAGUAUGUUUUGGCCAUUCCAGACUAUAGUGCGGAAGCUCGAUGGGCGAAUGAAACGUCAACGGAAGAUCUCGAGAGCAGCUCUGCCUCCAGCGAGCAGAAGAAUGCUGCCCACUUCAAAAAGGUUGUCAUGAAGCUGUCUGGAGAUGUCAAGUGGGCUGCCGGGUUGGUCUUUGAACGCGACGUCCGUGACGAUUCGCGAUCCUCGGGCUUUGAAUUCAAGAACCAUUACGAUGUCGUUCUCAAAAACCCCAAGUAUAUCGACUCAGCAGAGCGGGCUGGCUACGAUGCAUUCCGGGGCUUCCGCAGUGAUCACAUCCAUUUGUCGGUUUCGGUCAUUGCGCCGCAAAGCAGAGACUGGUCGCUUGAUGGCAUUCAACCCUCUUCAAGCUACAACACCACACACUUAUCCCCUCGCUUCUUCACACACUUCUUCAACUGGUGGUCCCUUUUCUCCGGUGUCAUGUCACUUCCAGUGCGCCAAGGUCCUCUGUUCCCAGGAAUCACCAAAACAAGCAAGAAGUUCAACCGUCACUUGGCUACUGUCAAAUACAAGCUUCUCCUCGCGCCCCUGUUUGUGGCUCAUAUCUAUAAGCACAAGGAUCGCGAAGAUUAUGCUGAGAAUGCUGUCACUGCCACUGGUCUUAAGGUUCGCCUUGAUUCCUUCAAGCUAGAUGUUCACCAGCGACGUGAGCAAAUCAAGAUGCAAGCUCGUGGUCGCUCCAAGCAAACGAAGACAAGUGCCAUGCGCAUGAACCAAGCCCUCAUUGAUCUCCAGUCAGCCGACUUCAGGGCUGUCUCUGCCAGCAUUGAAGGUACAAGGGCAGAGGAUAUCGCUCAAAACAGGGAUGAUAUCAUUUCAACUUUCCAGCAGCCAGUUGCCUCUGUCGAUCUUUCUCGAUUUACAAUCCCCGACCAAAACUUGGACUGGAUUGAUAUGGAUGACUUCGUGGAGCCAGACUGGAUCCUCCCACAAGAGUCAAACCCUAAAACACAGAUUCUACCAUUGGCAUUUACCCCCCGACUCACCUAUUUCCGCCAAACCGAUCACGAUGAUGUUGGGUCCGAGGAGACUGGCUUUAGUACUUUCGGUUAUGAACCUACUCAUGACUGUGUCAUGUCCGAGACCAACGAUCCCCGUCGCGUUCAGAUCGAAUUGACCAAAGACCGCCUCGCAACGGUCGAAGCGCAAAUCCGCAAUUACGAUCGCACCAUUGGAGAACAAGAGCUCAAGUUAAUGAGGGACGUGGAUCAUGACCCUGAACUCAAGGAAAAGCACGAGACCUACCUUCGCCAGGCUGAAUCCUUGGCCCGGCGACAAAAGUUCUUGACGGCCACCUUGCACCGCCUCGAGAGACACCUGGCACGAGACGAGCGCGCCCACAAGUCGGGCCCCAAUGCUGCUGCGAGUGAAACCUCUUCACGAACCGGAUUUGAUGCGGAAUCUACGGCUGAUGGUCGUUCCCCUGGCCUUGAUGGCCUUUAUUCAUCAGCCGCGGAUGACUUCUCAAGCGACUUCAACAAUCGAUUCAUGAUUCACAACGUGCAGCUGAAGUGGAACAACUCACUACGGAAUAUCAUCCUGCGGUAUAGUCACCAGGUUAGCCAGCGUCGAGGAUUCGUUUACUACAUGUCCAGACGAGCAGUCAAGUUCAUCCUUGAUAUUGUCGAGGAGCAGAAUAAGAAUGAGCGGAAGAACCCCAAGGCAUCCAGAACACAUACCCGCAGUGACAACGAGGACGAGAACGAAGUCGAAGAUCGCAUUGAAGAGUUGCUUAAUAGCGCCAAGCGCUUUGUCAAUGCCGAAGAAACCGACCCUUCUGACUCCAACAAUGAAUCCCCUACCGAGUCCGAUGACUCGAGCGAGAAUAUUGCUCCAGAGUUCACCCCACAGAAUAGCUACUAUUUACGACUCAUUGCUCCUCAGAUUCAACUACUUAGUGAGAAGAACCGCAAGUCCGUCUUGAUGGUCGCCGCCAAGGGCAUGGAGCUGAAGGUUGUGUCAAUCAUGGACAAGGAACGUGUCGCAGACGAUGUCAGUGGCCUGGUCCAGCGCCGUUUCUCUCUUGAGAUGGAUGGUGCCCAGUUCUUUGUCGCAACACAGAAGAAUCUCAUGAACAACUUGCAAUUAUACGCUGGCAACAAAUACGGCAACGCCCCAGGAUCUGCAUGGCCUCCGUGGUUGACCCUCGAGGCCAUGUUCGACUUCGAACUCAACCCGUUUGGCUUCUCUCGAAUUGUUCAGAAAACAUCCGCUACCCUCCGCUAUGACAAAUACAACAAUCUUCGUCUGAAAUACAAUGAGGAGGUGGCCAAGGGUAACCAUGGGCCGCAUCCCGGAGGUGAUGAAACCCGCAUGGACCAGAUUAGCGUCGACUUCCCCCACUUCCGUGCAAUUUGUGACUCCGCCGAAUACUACACCCUCUACAUCAUCGUCCUGGAUCUCAUGAUGUAUAGCGAGCCGCUCGAGAAGGUCCGGAACGAGCGCCUGGAGAAGAUCAUGCUCAUGUCUGAUUUCAGCGAUCUUCGCGGUGCGCCCGAGAUGGUUUUCAAGCUUCAGGCGCGCAUUCGUCAACUCGAAGAGAUCAAGGAAUACUUCCAGAUCAAUGCCAAGUACCUGGAUACACAGGGCUGGGAGGAUCGUUUGGCUCUGGAGCGCGACUUAUCACAUUGUGAGGAUGAGCUCUUCUUCAUGAUGGAAGCCAUCACUACUUCCCAGAGACGGGCCGAACCUAGCGCGUCGAAGAAGAAUGACGGCGUACUGCGGUGGAGCAUUUCUGCAAGCGAAGUCGUCUGGCACUUGAUGAAAGAGGCAUCUGCCCCCUUGGUCGAGUUCCAGCUCAAGAAUGCCCAAUAUGAGAGGACAGACAACACAGAUGGGUCCAACAAUAACCUGGUAGCCAUCGAAAAAGUCAGUGGAUUGAACUUACUGCCGGAUGCAAUCUAUCCUCAGAUCAUCGCGCCAUAUCUUGACCAACCACGCCCGUUGGAUGACCACAUGCUCCGAGUCAAGUGGCAUAUGCUGGAGGCUGUUGCUGGAAUCCCCGUGGUCGACAACUUCGAAGUUAUGUUGUUCCCUCUUAAGAUACAACUCGAACGUGAGCUUGGUCAAAGGCUUUUCGAGUACAUCUUCCCUAAUAUGGGAUCGGGGGCGUUUGAAAACGGUGGUUUCUCGCCUUUUAUGAUAAAAAACAUGAAGCCGCUUGAUGGCUCCGACGAUGAGGAUGAGGACGACGAGGACUCAAUGAGUUAUUCGAUAAGCACCGACGGAGACAGUGUUCUAAUGGAUGACCUGCAAGCUUCGAAGGGCCCGGGCUCUAUCGAGCUUAGAUUACAACCGACCCUGUCUCUUUCUGAAGAAGGCAAGUCUAAUCGACGGCCGAGCCAUCUCAGAGGCCUUGCGAUGACACCCAUCCACCGGAGCAACACUCAGCUGGGAGUGCCAGAGCCCCGCAAACUGCCCCGCCCUUCAACAACUGGCGCUCUUACCAAGAAGAAAUCUGCCGACAGCAUUCGCAUGUUGGCGAAGCAGCCUACCGAGCGAUCUUUAUCUAGCCACAGUAUAAGCGCUGGCGAAGAAAGAAGGAAGUUUGGUAUCAGCAAGGGUUCUCGACGACGCAAGUCCUCAGAGCCGACGGACGACCUUUCCCAGAUGAUGUCCCGAGCAUCCAAUUACAUGACUCUGGCGCAAGUCAAGGUCCACGAUGUGGUCUUAUGCUUGAGUUACAAGGGCAAGGGUGAACACAACUUCGAGGAUCUGCACAAUUUCGUCUUCCGCCUCCCAGUCCUCGAAUACAGCAACAAAACCUGGUCAAAUCUUGAUCUUGCUUUGCGCCUCAAGAAGGAUGUCAUCAAGGCUCUCAUCUCCCAUGCCCCUGCCAUUCUUGGAAACAAGUUCUCCCAACACCGUCCUACCAAGCAACAGCAGAAGCGUUUCCGCGAGCUUGCUUCGUCGUCGCAAUUGCUUUCCAGCUCGAAUAUCUUGCCCCCAGAACGUAGCCAGGCCUCAAGCAUGAUAAGUUUCGACUCUAAUAGCGAGUACUCUGGUUCUCCAUCACGGAAGUCUAUGCAGUCGAAUGCGUCGCCCCUAGCUCGAUCAAUAUCCCUAAGCUCCGAUACGCGGGAACGUGGGCAAGACAACACCAUUUCUGAUUCACGGUCUGCCGGAGAUGUUGAUGUCGAUUCUCGCUGGGAGGAGUCGCGUCGUUUCGUCAAUGACCCCGUUCGGCCCAUGACCUCUGGUCAAAUAAUCACCACAGUCGAAGCCAAUGGAGCUGAACAGGACGAUAGCCACAAGAAUACCAUCCGCAACCUGGGCCGAAAGCUGAUGGGUGGCCGAAAGUGA
Penicillium cosmopolitanum is the source of this 8658-nucleotide messenger RNA. RefSeq names its product FMP27 family protein. Lineage: Eukaryota; Fungi; Ascomycota; Eurotiomycetes; Eurotiales; Aspergillaceae. The record is from RefSeq and is a predicted model, not a curated record. Bases 1 to 8658 code for a protein of 2885 amino acids. The transcript is spliced from 3 exons.